AUGGCAUCACUUAUAUCGUCGAUUCAGGAGAAACUGAACCUUGGAGGGACUUCCGCAACCACCACCACGACCGGUCAGAAAGCUCUUCUACUUGGUGCUGGGUUCGUCACCAAGCCUACAGUUGAGAUUCUCGCCAAGUCUGGCGUUGAGGUCACAGUCGCCUGCAGAACACUUCAAUCAGCACAGAAACUUAGCUCUGGCAUUCCCAACACAAAAGCAGUUUCCCUCGAUGUCAACGAUGAUGCCGCUCUUGACGCCGAGAUGGAGAAGGUCGACCUGGCCAUAUCUCUCAUCCCCUACACCUUCCACGCAGCCGUGAUCAAGUCCGCAAUCCGAAAGAAGAAGAACGUAGUCACAACUUCCUACGUCUCUCCCGCCAUGAUGGAGCUCGACUCUGCAGCCAAAGAAGCAGGAAUUACAGUCCUGAACGAGAUCGGUCUCGACCCAGGCCUUGACCACCUCUACGCAGUCAAGACGAUCGAAGAAGUCCACAAGGCAGGCGGAAAGAUCACUUCCUUCAAGAGUUUCUGCGGUGGUCUUCCAGCGCCCGAAGCAAGCGACAAUCCACUCGGCUACAAAUUCUCCUGGUCGAGUAGAGGUGUACUCCUUGCUCUCAGAAACACAGCCACGUUCUACCAAGACGGACAGACAGUGACAUACAGCGGUCCAGAACUAAUGGCAAGCGCAAAGCCAUACUUCAUCUAUCCAGGUUUCGCCUUUGUCGCAUACGGAAACAGAGACAGCACACCCUUCGCCGAGAAAUACAACAUCCCCGAAGCCAAGACGUUAGUACGAGGAACACUGAGAUACCAAGGUUUCCCACAAUUCAUUAAAGUCCUCGUCGACAUCGGUUUCCUCUCCGAAGACAAGCGCGACUUCCUCUCCGACAAACCAAUCCCCUGGGCCGAAGCGACUGCAAAAAUCGUCGGCGCAACCUCUCACAGCGAGCCAGAUCUGCUCUGGGCAAUCAGCUCAGCGACCUCGUUCGCCGACAAUGAAGAGAAAGCCAAGAUUAUCUCUGGUCUGAAGUGGAUCGGUAUCUUCUCAGACAAGCCGAUCACUCCACGAGGCACACCGCUAGACACCUUAUGCGCAACGUUAGAAGAGAAGUGCCAGUACGAGCCUGGUGAGCGUGACAUGGUCAUGCUGCAGCACAAGUUCGGAAUCCAAUGGGCAGACGGCACGAACGAGACACGGACGAGCACAUUGGUAGAUUAUGGUGAUCCAAAGGGCUAUUCGAGCAUGGCUAAAUUGGUCGGUGUGCCAUGUGCUGUUGCCUGUCAGCAGGUGAUGGAUGGCAAGAUUAACAAGAAGGGCAUUUUGGCGCCCGUUACGUGGGAUAUUGCCGAGCCAUUACUUGUCGAGUUGAAGGAGAAAUACGACAUCGAGCUCAUUGAGAAGACUGUGGAUUAG
Molecule: messenger RNA, 1413 nt
Organism: Lithohypha guttulata
Lineage: Eukaryota; Fungi; Ascomycota; Eurotiomycetes; Chaetothyriales; Trichomeriaceae
Gene: LYS9
Product: saccharopine dehydrogenase (NADP+, L-glutamate-forming)
Exons: 2
Coding region: 1-1413 (470 amino acids)
Cellular component (GO): cytoplasm
Molecular function (GO): saccharopine dehydrogenase activity
Source: RefSeq, a predicted model, not a curated record